Messenger RNA from Lithohypha guttulata, 3897 nucleotides. RefSeq lists its product as uncharacterized. The transcript has 2 exons. The coding region runs from base 1 to 3897 and encodes 1298 amino acids. NCBI's taxonomy places the organism in Eukaryota, Fungi, Ascomycota, Eurotiomycetes, Chaetothyriales, Trichomeriaceae. The record is from RefSeq and is a predicted model, not a curated record.
AUGAACGGACUUGCAAAGAAGAUGGUGUACAUUGGGGCGCCAUUCGAAUGGACUCCCAAGGGCGCUUUCUUUCUGAAACUGUCAGACCCACCACGUCAGGCAAUGGCCGUCAAACUGUUCUGUGACAUCUUGAAUACCGUCAUACAAUAUCAACUCAAGCUAGGCGAUCACACAGACGAGGAAUUGAUGAGCCCUGUCGAGAAUACUACACUGCCUGUCCAUGCUCAAUAUUUCGACAUCAGUCCACAUCUGGCUGUUCCCGAGCCUCUAAUCGACAUUGAUCAAGAUUCUGAAGACUCCUCCGAUGGUUCAUCCUCUACCGGUAUACCUUGUGCUCACUGGACACCAAGAUGUGGUGACAUCUCCAUACUCUCAAGUGAGGCUGCUGCCGCUAUUUCCAACAUCACCGAAUGCAUACUGUAUCGUGAGCACGACAGCCGACGCGUGAAAAUCAUGAAUGGGAAUACACAAGCCGCACUCGAAAAAUUGGUUCGAAUGGAACCACUACUCGGACAUCUCGCCCGCCAUAGAUCUGGUGCCGCCUCCCGAGUCGAUUACAAUCUGUUGUCUUUCUCGUGCCCUCUCAGUGGUACCGGCGUUCGGUACCAGAUGCUAACUCCACCUCACCGUGACCGUGUCAUGGUGCAUCCCACUCUAACUGAUACACUAGAGCAGGCAUUGCUUGGUGAGGAAAGAAUCUACAAUUCAAAAACAGGUAAACAGGAACUGGUGGAAAGGUUGAAAGAUCUCGCAUCAUCUGCAGAUAAACACACCAAGCCAAGCAAGAUAUGGGAGGGCUUCGAAUUGCCUACGAUUGGUAACCCGGACAAUGCGGUUCCAAGGACACCCUCGAGCGGCAACUCCUCGCUUCCAUCUGAGACAGCUAGAAGUCGAUCGUCGAUACCAGCAGCUCAACCAAGCAGAUUUAUGGCACUUCAAGAACAAGCUAGGCUUCGCGAAUGGUCGAAGAACAUUGAUUUGGAAGCAGAUCCCGCUACAAUACCUGAGGAGCCUAUAGAGCUGGAAGAAGUGGAGGAUCAAGGUAUAACCAAGCGAAGGGUAGAAGACUCUGAAAGCGAAGACGACGAAAUAAACAACACCGCAACAGGGUUGACUACUAGCCGAAGGCUGGUUGUUGCAGACUCGGACGAUGAGUCAGGACCUGUAAGCACGAAGGUAGGAAAGAGGACGAAAGAUACUCCAUUGCAGUCACUACAGGAACAAAGAAUCCGGGCUAUUCGUGUCGACCGCACAAAUCGAGUAAGAGAAACACAAGAUCCUACGCCCGUGGUUCGCUUGAGGCCCAACACUAACCCCUACGUUGGUGCUGAUGCAUUCUUUGAGGGCGUUCCACGUGACGGAGAAGAGGCUACAGAGGUCAUGAAUACGCCACAGCAGCUACAGAAAGGAACACCUGUAAAGUCACCUCCAGUGCAAUUUCGAGGAGGCUUCGGCUUAGACGGGGCCAAUGAUGAAGAACCUGCUCCGUUGCAGGACAGCAAAGACAGUCCACACCUCGGUCCUGCCAGUUCUGUAACACCUAUCUUCAAGGAGCCUGACCAAGGAAUGGGCACGAAGGCUCGGCCCAACCAGUAUAUGCCAUCACAUAACUUCGAUCCGUCAGCUUACGGCUCUCCUAGUAGGGGUCCAAAAACAACUCAAAACAGAGACUUCCGAAAUAUCGCAACUCACCAAGAUAAACGGCAAACAGCCAGAUCGAAAAGAGGCAGAAGCCAGUCUCGACCACACCCAUCGCACCAUGGUGGUAGAAGUGGCUCACAACCAGUGCCAAGCCAUCCAGGAAUUAUUCACAGUCAGGCUCACAAACAGAGGGAGAAUGCCCUGAUUGAGAUAUCUACCAUGGAGACAGCAGCCACUUCUAACAACCCUCCUCCUGGUUUAACUAUACGUGCUGAACCGCUAGCAUAUAUGAACGAACAGUCGAAUCUGCUUGACAGUCCACUUGAAGAAAUUCAAAGACCAUCACUAAAGCCAGUGUAUUAUGACACAAUGUAUCAGAACGAAGAGAGCUCGUUUUCAGCUUCUUCCUCAUCUGGUAGCCUUCGACCUCAUGGUAUCCAAUAUGUGCCUCAAACAACGAUCACCAGGCCAGACGUUCCAUCCAUGCGAAACAAUAUGCUCCACUCGUUGCUGGCUGCUAAAGGUCGUGGGUAUACGACACCAACCAAGCCUUUGUCGAGAGAGAGGAUCGCGGAAGAAGACGAAAUUUCUACGCGCAAGUUUUACAAUACAAUGAAUUUGCAGGCACCGAAGGACAGAAAGAACAGAGCUACCCAUGCGGAGACAAAUGUCCAGAGACAAGCUCGUAUAGCAAGAGCUAGAGAUGAAUUGAGACAGGAAGCAUCAACAGCAAGCAGGUCCAAACAGCAAUCUCAACAACGACCAGAUUCUGCAGUAACACCACCUGACCCAAUGACCAAAAAGGGUCUCCAAGCGGCCAAGAUAAAUUCACAGAUGGCUGCGUUACAUAUUGAUGCUGUACAAGCAAAUGCCCGUCAGCAGACCACGAAUCAGCUUCUACAUUUGUUACGACCGAUCAUAGAAGCUGCACGAUGCUUCACAGGACAUAUCAACCUCGAAUUUCAGCUUGGUCAGCUAUUCGUGUCGCCGACCUCAAGAAUCGAUACGAGGAAGAUAUAUGAGAUUGACAAGUGGAAAUCAAUCUUCGAAGGAAGCAAUAGUACUGCUGAUGUACACUUCACAAACAUGCUAACAAGCGAUGGUGCAGAUAUUGAUGGUAUGCUCGAGGUCAAAAUCAAGAAGUGCAAGAUUUGGAACAAGGACAACCCAGGACCAUCCCAGUCCAUAAUCGAGUUUAGAUGUCUCGACAACCUAAGUCAGCCAUUCCAAAUCGUGCUCGAUGCUCGUGGAAAGUAUACGGUCAACAAGGGAGAUUCUACAGUCAGCAAAAUUGCCAUACACUGCCCUGGCAAAGUAUGGGACACCUGCGCUGUCUUAUCUGGUACAGCAGAACUCAACGAUAUUACCCCAGAGUUCGAGGCCGAGAUACAGGACUUCGUGUCGACUGUCUACAUGAAAGCUGGGAAAAAAGCGAUCGUCCAUUUCAGACCACCGUUGAGCAAUUCCUUGACCGUGCUGGACGUAGUGCUCAAACGCACCAGUCUCCACGACUGCCAAGUACCAGGAGAGGAAGCACUACAGUUGAAGAUAACCGAGGUGAAAACUCUUAGUACAAAAGCUCAUAUCAGCGACAAGCGUCUGCAUGUGUCCGUUGAAGAAAGACAUGACAUUCUGGCAAACACAUCACAAGUGUUCUAUGAGGUGGCGGUUGUGAACAAGGACAUUGAAGAGGCAUUUCAGGAGAACAAACAGCUUGAGGUUGGAGAAAUGACCUUGGCGACGGCAAACAAUAUGCUGACGCACGAGCGCAUUAAUACAAUGCUACAAGCUGCCCUGAAACUAGUUGACAAAGUGGACUGGAUUGGUGGAAAGAACUACGGCACUUUGAGGUACAAGCAAGACGUUGAUGCGAAGCAGCGGCAGGAGAUGGCAGGAACUAUUCCUCCAACUGUGCACAACCCUACCAUGCUCAGACCUGCAACCAUUGGCCGCAGUAUUGCAGCGCCACGAACAGCUAUGGGCCAUGGCUCGACGAUCGGCACCAAUCGAACGACUGCGGUGCAACCCAUACACGGUAUUCGAGCAGGAACGGAGGCGGAAAUAUGGCAAGAUCCUGAAGGUAACCUAUUCUACAUCGGCCUGGGCGGUGCAAAGAUUCCAGUAUUACGGGACGAUCCUGAUAGCACGGGACGUGAUAUCUUGCCAGACGACAGUGCUAGCCAGAUUGCACGAGCACCUCAGCGUGCUCCGAACAGAAGAAUGAGCAAUUACGACAAGCCUAAUAACUUCUGGUGA